Messenger RNA from Mytilus trossulus (common blue mussel), 2806 nucleotides. RefSeq lists its product as uncharacterized. The record is from RefSeq and is a predicted model, not a curated record. Gene Ontology annotation, molecular function: protein binding. Lineage: Eukaryota; Metazoa; Mollusca; Bivalvia; Mytilida; Mytilidae. Bases 148 to 2286 code for a protein of 712 amino acids. The transcript is spliced from 16 exons.
ACGCUAUACCAAUCAAUUUCACACCGGGCAUUUAAUUUACCUGUAAAAUUUUCAUUUAAUGAUCUUUAAUUAUAGGGAAUGGUUUAAAAACCAACAGGAUGCAUUAAAGGUGGUAAAAAGGCAAUAACAUUGGAUAAAAUAAUAAACAUGCAAACAAUGGAGCGUGCUCCCGUAUCUCUAUCAAUUUUGCGGAAGGAUGGAGAUGUGAAAAGGGGGGAUAAAAUUUCCACUUUUACCAGCUAUUUGCCAAAUUGGAGGGGUCAUGGAGGGAGACACCCGACCCAUAGUAGUGUAGAGUUUGACAGACAACUGGAUAAAAUAUCUCUUUGGAUUGAAGAAUGGAACCACGAACAGAGAUGCCAGUUGAUAGAGGCCCUUUUAAGGAGAAGUAAUCACCAACAAUUUCAGUUUCUAUAUACUGUAAUGCAGCCACAUCAACAUAGAGAUUUUAUGUAUACAGCUCAGAAACAGUUCCCAGAGACAGAGUUCACACCUGUCAGCACGCAUACAACAAGAGAGGUCAAGAGACGAGUACAGCUCCACAGAGAGGAUAAUUAUUACAGAGUUAAGAGUGCUUAUUUCCAUAUGGAUGAUGAAGUUAAGGAACAAAACAAAGUGGUCCGUCGUGUCAGAUUACCAGAAAUUCUACAAGACAACCACAUCAUUAUUCACAAAAAUGACACCAGUAUCAGUUUUGGAACCAAAUCUAUAGCCAGUCUACCAAAGCUGUGUUCAGUUCCAAAGAAAAGAUCAACCAAGAGUAUAAGAAAGUAUAAACUGUUACAGGCCAGUAAAGAAGAACUGUACAAUGGGCCAGCUAAUGACAGAUUUGUUGACAUGCCAAUAAAACGCCACAUUCAGGAUGAAAGGUUAACACAAAGUGUUCCAGUCUUUAGUACGAGUAGUAGAGCUGAUAAGAGUGCAAUGUCUUCAACUAAAACACCUACCACUGCCAAAUUUAAGGAGUCCAAGCCAGACUCUGAUCAGAUAUUUGACCUCAGUACAAAUGCCAGUACAGUAGUACAUUGGUAUACAGACCUUUGGACAGAUGUAAAACGAAAUGAAUUUCUACAUAAGCUGAUAUUAAAAUUAGAUCCCAGACAACAUUACUUUAUAUCAAGUUUUAUGUUGGUCAGAAGACAUAGAGAUUUUUUAACCUUACUUCCAGAAAAAAUAGUUUUAUGUAUACUGAACAUUCUAGACCCAAAGGAACUGUGUAAAUGUGCCGAGGUUAGUAAGUCAUGGUACAGUUUAGCCCAUAAUAACCAGCUAUGGAAAUGGAAAUGUGAUGCUGUUAACAUUAAAGUGACUAUCCCAACAGACCCUGUAUGGAAGAAAGUCUAUAGAGAUAACGUCAUUCUGGAGAGGAACUGGCAUCAUGGCACUUACAGGACGGUAGACAUGAAGGGCAACACAGCUCCAUGGGAUGAAGCAGUUGGGGUUGAAGCAGUCAUCUUUGACAGAAAUAUACUUGUCAGUGGAAGUCAGGACAAAACAGUCAAAAUUUGGGACAUCAAGACUGGAAGAUGUGCACAUACAUUUGAGGGACACCAAGGGGGAGUUUGGUGUCUUAGUUUCUUCACCCCAAACCUAAUACUGAGUGGUUCUCAUGAUGGAACUAUCAAGAUUUGGAAUGUGAAAGAGAGAAAAAUGGCGAGAUCUAUUCAAGCUCAUGAUGGACCAAUAUGGGCUAUGGUCAGACAUGGGAAAAUAUUAGUUAGUGUAUCACAAGACAAAACUGCCAAGGUGUGGGAUAUUUCACGCUGUUUACUGCUGAAGACACUGUCAGGACAUAAUAAACCAAUAUUUGCUGUAGAUAUGAAUGAAGAUGGAACCUUAGUGAUAACAGGAUCUGCUGACAGGACUGUAAAGAUAUGGGAUGUGGAGACUGGUGAAGUGAAGAAAACAAUAUGGGUGAGCAGUACAACCUCUGUCAUGACUGUCAGUUACCAUAAAGGGUUCAUCGCUGCUGGGUACGACAAUGUUGUCUGUCUGCACAGAGAAACAGGAAAACUUAUCAAAACAUUCAAUGAACAUGAGAAAAGAGUAGAAUCUGUGCAGCUGAAAAUUGAGGAUCCAGAAAAGAUAACAGGAUCAAUAAUAAGUUCUGGACAAGGUGGACUGGUCAAAAUAUGGAAUACUAAAAAGCCACAGAGUAUACAGACAUACAAACUAAGUAAAGAAGGAGGAACUGUUAAAUCAAUCAAAUUUGAUGAACUCCGGAUUGUAGGAGGACUGAAAGACAGAAUUAGAAUCUUAGAUUUCCAAGCACCUAAUUCUGAUUGAUUCCAUUAUUCAAACCAAAUUACUGCUGAAAAGUUCCUGAUGUCUGGAGAAUUGCUUUAAUUCAUAUAAAUUGCUUUAAAGAAACAGGAAUCUUUUCUGAGCAAAAUAGUUUUUAUCCAAUUUCAUCCUAAAUGGCAACAGCCCUUUGAAAUGGUAGUCAAAUUCAUUUUCUUAACUUUGAUAGAUUAGCACUUUGAUCUAGAGAUCAGCUGCUACUGUGAAAUCAAAAUAAGCUCUUACCGUGCUAUAGAUUUAGCUUCAACUGUAAUAGAGAUUAGCUGUGACUGUGAUAAAUAAAUUAGCUGUGACUGUGAUUUAGAGAUUAGCUGUGAUAUUUAUUUUCCUUUGUGCCAAAACAGUAGUUACUAUGUGAAUUUUUAUUUGAAACACAUGAAUAAUAUAAUGACUGAGAUUUUAGAUAUUGAAUUUAAUAUUAUCUUGCCAAAGUCUUUCAGUACAAGAUUGUAAAAUGUUAAAUACUUUGAACCAGUAUUAUUAAUAAAAAUACUAUAAACAAUUA